Molecule: messenger RNA, 8980 nt
Organism: Sorex fumeus (smoky shrew)
Lineage: Eukaryota; Metazoa; Chordata; Mammalia; Eulipotyphla; Soricidae
Gene: ANKRD12
Product: ankyrin repeat domain 12
Exons: 13
Coding region: 367-6513 (2048 amino acids)
Cellular component (GO): nucleoplasm
Molecular function (GO): protein binding
Source: RefSeq, a predicted model, not a curated record
CCGCAGCCAAUCCCAGGGCGGCGCUGUGCCGGGAGCGAGGAGGCUGUGGUGAGAGACGGACGGGGACCGGAGAUGUUUUCCAGCCUGGCCUCGGCGGCGUUCGUGGCGGUUGCAGCGGCGACGGAGGCGGCAGCGAAGGCGGCGCCGAGGCGCUGGUUCCGGGGAUAGGCCCUCCGCGCCGACUGCGCCGCCGGUCCGUGCGGGCGAAGGGGGCGUGGCGACGGCGGGGCGGCCGGAGGGGCGCGGUGUGGAGCCUGCGUCCCCGCCGGGCAGCGAGCUCUCAGCCCCGCGCUCUCGCGGCGCCGGCCCCGGAGCAAGAUCCAGGAUGAGAAGACUGAUGAAAGAAGCUAGCUGAACAGCUAUAAGAUGCCCAAAUCUGGGUUCACAAAACCAGUUCAGAGUGAAAAUUCUGACAGUGACAGCACUAUGGUAGAAAAACCAUAUGGAAGAAAGAGUAAAGACAAGAUAGCAUCUUAUAGCAAAACUCCAAAAAUUGAUCGAAGUGAUGUGGGGAAGGAAAUGAAAGAGAAAUCAUCCAUGAAACGUAAACUUCCUUUUACUAUUAGCCCAUCAAGAAAUGAAGAACGAGAUUCAGACACAGAUUCAGAUCCAGGACAUACAAGUGAAAAUUGGGGGGAGAGACUUAUAUCUUCUUACAGGACAUACUCAGAAAAAGAAGGUCCAGAAAAGAAGAAGACAAAGAAAGAAACUGGAAAUAAGAAGUCCACACCAGUUAGCAUUCUUUUUGGUUAUCCACUGUCAGAACGAAAACAAAUGGCACUUCUUAUGCAGAUGACAGCAAGAGAUAACAGUCCAGAAUCCACUCCAAAUCAUCCAUCACAAACAUCAGCCCAAAAGAAAACUCCUACUUCUUCAUCUCGGCAAAAAGAUAAAGUUAAUAAACGAAAUGAACGUGGUGAAACUCCUUUACACAUGGCAGCUAUUCGUGGAGAUGUGAAACAAGUCAAAGAAUUAAUAAGUUUAGGGGCAAAUGUGAAUGUUAAAGAUUUUGCAGGUUGGACACCACUGCAUGAAGCUUGCAACGUUGGGUAUUACGAUGUUGCUAAGAUACUUAUAGCAGCUGGAGCAGAUGUUAACACACAAGGAUUAGAUGAUGACACUCCACUUCAUGAUUCUGCAAGUAGUGGACACAGAGAUAUAGUGAAACUGUUACUUCGUCAUGGUGGAAAUCCGUUUCAAGCUAAUAAACAUGGGGAGCGCCCAGUGGAUGUAGCAGAAACAGAGGAGUUGGAGCUGCUGCUCAAAAGAGAGGUGCCUUUAUCUGACGAUGAUGAAAGUUACACAGAUUCUGAAGAACCUCGGUCUCUAAAUCCUUCCAGUGUUGAUGAAAAUAUUGACUCUGAGACAGAGAAGGACUCUCUCAUCUGUGAAAGUAAACAGAUACUUCCCAGUAAAGCACCUCUUCCAUCUGCCCUUGAUGAGUAUGAGUUCAAAGAUGAUGAUGAUGAAGAAAUAAAUAAAAUGAUUGAUGAUAGGCAUAUUCUUAGGAAAGAGCUACGAAGAGAGAGUGAAUCUGAAAUAGAAAAGAGUAGUUUAUUUUCAAAACAGGAAAAGACUUUCUAUGCUAAGUCAUUUAAAGGUAAAAAACAAAAACCAUCUAGGGUUCUGUAUUCAAGUUCUGAGAGUUCAGAUGAAGAAAUUGUACAGAAUAAAAAGGUCCCUGCUCCAUGCUCUGUUCCUGAAACAUCAAAUUCUGAUAUACAAAGCAAAAAGGAAUAUGGAGUUUCAAAUGAACACAAACAGAAGGGCAAAGUUAAAAGAAAAUUAAAGAACCAGAACAAAAAUAAAGAGAAUCAAGAGCUAAAGCAAGAAAAGGAGGGGAAAGAAAAUACUAGAGUAACAAACUUGACACUUAAUACCCCACUAGAUUGUUCAGAAAAGACCAGAGAGGAGACAAGUUUUAGAAAAUCUUACAGCCCAAAAGAUGACACUUCGUUGCAUUUAUUUCAUAUUUCCACUGGUAAAUCUCCAAAACAUUCUUGUGGACUAAGUGAAAAACAGUCAACACCACUAAAACAUGAACAUGCUAAAACAUGUUUAUCACCAGGAAGUUCUGAAAUGUCGUUACAGCCUGAUCUUGUUCGGUUUGAUAACACAGAAUCUGAAUUCUUGCCAGAAAGUUCAAAUGUAAAAUCUUGCAAGCAUAAGGAAAAAAACAAACAUCAGAAAGAUUUUCACUUGGAAUUUGGUGAAAAAGCAAAUGCCAAAGUAAAAGAUGAAGACCAUAGUCCAACAUUUGAAAAUUCAGAUUGCACACUGAAAAAAAUGGAUAAGGAAGGUAAAACAUUAAAAAAGCAUAAAUUGAAGCAUAAGGAAAGGGAAAAAGAAAAGCAUAAAAAAGAAAUUGAUGGUGAAAAGGAAAAAUACAAAAACAGGGAUGGUACUAAAGAGCUGCAGCGAAGUGUGGAAUUUGAUAGAGAAUUUUGGAAAGAGAAUUUUUUUAAAAGUGAUGAAACUGAAGACCUGUUUUUAAAUAUUGAACAUGAGUCCCUAAUGUUAGAAAAAAAAUCUAAAUUGGAGAAAAACUUAAAAGAUGAUAAAUCGUUCAAGGAAAAGCAUGUCUCAAAAGAGAGGAACUUUAAAGAAGAACGAGAAAAGAUUAAAAAGGAAAGUGAAAAAUCUUGUAGGGAAGAAAAAAUAAAAGACUUGAAAGAAGAGAGAGGAGAGGUUAUACCUAUAGAUAAAGAAACAGAAUUCAGUUCUGUAGGCAUGAAUGUCAAUGAAGAAUCUGUAGGGUUACAUGCAAUGGAAAAAGAAAUAGAAAUAGAAAAACAAGAGAAGCAUACAAAAGAAAGUAGGGAAAAAUCUGAAAAACGAUAUCAAAUGAAAGAAAAGGACAUUGAGAAAAGUGAAAGAAAAAAUUCAGAAAAAGAGAAAAAGAUAAAACAUGAACAUAAAUCAGAGAAUAAUGAGUGUAUUGAUAGAAUAAAAGAAAAGGAUAAGCUAUAUUCACAUCAUACAGAAAAAUGCCAUAAGGAAAGUGAGAGAAUAAAAAAUGUUACUGCUAUCAAAAAGAUUGAUGAUAGAGAGAGACUUCGAGAAAAGAUGGAUAGAAAACAUGACAAAGAAAAACCUGAAAAAGAAAAGCAUUUGAUGGAAAAAAAAAUUAAACAAUUAGAUAAUAGUGACUGUACUAAAAUAGAAAAAAGCAAAAAUAAAGAAAAAGAGAAGGAGGUAGAUAGAAAGGAGAAAUCUAAAGAUGUCAGUGUAAAUAACUCUAGACAUUUUCAGGAAGAGAAGAGGUCAAGCAUGACAGAUAGUAAUAAAGCACAACAUGAAAAAUUGUUAUCCCUUAAAGAUAAAACAAAAGAUGAACCUUUGAGAACCCCAGAUGGAAAAGAAAAAGAUAAAAAAGAUAAAGAUAUAGACAGAUACAAAGAGCGAGACAAACAUAAGGACAGAGUCCCACUAAAUAAUUUGCUCAAACUAAAAUCUGAAGUAGAUAAAUCUAAACUUAAGUCAUCAAAAGAUGACUCAAAAGCAUCAAAAGAUGCUCGACCUAAAGAAAAGAGGUUAGUGAAUGAUGAUUUAAUGCAAACAAGUUUUGAAAGAAUGCUAAGCCUUAAAGACCUGGAAAUAGAACAGUGGCAUAAAAAGCAUAAGGAAAAAAUAAAGCAAAAAGAAAAGGAACGGUUGAAAAAUCGUAGUUGUUUAGAACUUAAAGUAAAAGAUAAAGAAAAGUCAAAACAUGCACCAGCCGAGUCCAAAAAUAAGGAACUUGCUAGGUCAAGGAGUUCAGAGUUGACUGAUGUUUAUGCCAAGGAGAAGCCAUCUAAAGAUGCUCUAGGUAACAGAUCACAAUCUGUUGACAACAAAAAUAUCAAUUUAGUUAAGUCAUCUUUUGUUUCAGAAAAUAAUUUAAACAAAUCUCCUAGAUCAGAAGCUGAAAAGCCAGGUCUCAGCUCAAGGUCUGCAUCCAUGAUUUCAGUUGCUAGCUCAGAAGAUUCCUGCCAUACUACAAUGACAACCCCAAGGCCUCUAGUUGAGUAUGAUUCUGACUUUAUGUUAGAGGGCUCAGAUUCCCAAAUGUCCUUUUCCCACUCACCUUUUUUGCCAGUUGCCAAAUCUCCUGCCCUUCAUGAAAGGGAUAUGGAUAACCUGGCUGAACUGCCAGAGCGAAUUAAGCUACCCUACACCAGCAAACUUCCAACAUCCCAUCUCCGCUCAUCUUCUGUUGAAGAUGUUAAAGUAAUUAUAAGUGAGGGGAGACCUACCGUAGAGAUCCGACGAUGUAGCAUGCCAUCUGUCAUUUGUGAACAUACAAAACAGUUCCAAACAUUUUCAGAAGAAAGCAAUCAGGGUGGCUUAGCUGUGCCAAGAGAUAGUUGUCCUUCUCCCAAACCUGAGAUAUCCCCAAAUGUGCCUGAAAGAGAACUUUCAAGUAUAUCUAAUGUACAUUCCAGUUUUGCAGCCUCUCCACCUAGCUCAGUAAACAAAUAUAUUUUGGCUGAUACAAAUGUUAUUAAGAGUACUGCUUCAGUAGGUACUUUAAUGGACAGUCCUGUACAUUUAGAACCCUCUAACCAGGUUGGUGUAAUCCAAAAUAAGUCAUGGGAGAUACCUGUGGAUAGUUUGGAACCAUUAAGCACCAAUGAUUAUAUAAGCCCCAAUUCUAGUACUCUUGAUCAAGAUUCCUCUGUUCAGGGUUUUUGUAAUUCUGAAAACAAAGUAAUGAAAGAGCAGAACACUGAUUUUUUAUCCCUGCACCAGACUGACUUGCCAGGAAACUCUUGUGUUCAGGAUUCUGUGUCCUUUCUGCCUUCACGACAACCUUACUCUCUCCACAGCCAAUCACUUUCAGAUGCUGACUCUAUUUCUAAACAUAUGUCUAUGUCUUACGUUGUCAAUCAAGAUCCAGGCAUUUUACAGCAGAAAAAUGCAGUUCAAAUUAUCAGUUCUGUUUUAGAUACUGAUAAUGAAGGUACAAAGGAUACAGAAAAUGCUUUUGUUUUAACAGAUGUUCAGAAAACAGAUACCUUUGUUCCAAUGUACUCUGAAAGCACUCAAGAUGCAUCACCAAACUUUGAGAAGGCUGGUGCUUUACCUAUCUUACCGUCAGAAAAGGACUUUAAUGGAAGUGAUAACUCUUCCCAGCUUAAUACUCAUUAUGUAUUUAGCAAACUAAUAUUUAAGUCUUCCAGUGACCAUGAGGUCGAAAAUAGCACUUCUGAUAUUCAGGUUAUUUCACAUGAAAAGGAAAACAAAAUGGAGACUUUGGUUUUAACUCAUUUGAAUGAUAAGUGUGAUUCUGAUUUAUGUGACAUGAAUGUAGGGAUACCAAAAGGAAACCUGCAUGAACUGGAUCCUCCAAAACAUUGUCCUGAAAGUGAAAAGGGUUUGCUUUCCGUUGAAGAUGAAGAGUCUCAGCAAAGCACUUUAUCAAGUCUGGAAAACCAUUCACAGCAAUCAGCACAACCUGAAAUGCAUAAAUACAGUCAGUUAGUUAAAGUAGAACUAGAAGAAAAUGGUGACGAUGAUAAAAAUGAAAGUCAGACCCCUCAAAGGAUGACUAGAAACAAAGCAAAUACAAUAGCAAAUCAAAGCAAACAAAUUCUUCCUAGCUGUACGAUACUACCUGAAAAAGAUAGUGAAUCUUCCUCACCUAGGGGAAGAAUAAGACUAACUGAAGAGGACGAUCCUCAGAUUCACCACCCACGAAAAAGGAAAGUAUCACGUGUACCUCAGCCUGUGCAAGUGAGUCCCUCUUUGUUACAAGCAAAAGAGAAAACUCAGCAGUCUCUGGCAGCCAUUGUAGAUUCUCUAAAACUAGAUGAGAUUCAGCCAUACAGUUCAGAGAGAGCAAAUCCAUAUUUUGAAUAUUUGCACAUAAGAAAAAAGAUAGAAGAAAAGCGAAAAUUGUUAUGUAGUGUUAUUCCACAAGCGCCUCAGUAUUAUGAUGAAUAUGUGACAUUUAAUGGAUCAUAUCUCCUGGAUGGAAACCCCUUAAGCAAGAUUUGCAUUCCCACAAUUACACCACCACCUUCACUGUCAGAUCCACUUAAAGAACUUUUUCGACAACAGGAAGUUGUAAGGAUGAAACUACGUCUACAGCACAGUAUUGAAAGGGAAAAACUCAUUGUAUCCAAUGAACAGGAAGUUUUACGAGUUCAUUACAGAGCUGCAAGAACAUUGGCAAAUCAAACCUUGCCGUUUAGUGCAUGCACUGUUUUACUGGAUGCAGAAGUGUACAGUGUGCCAUUGGACGCUCAGUCUGAUGACAGUAAAACUUCCGUGAGGGAUCGCUUUAAUGCAAGGCAGUUCAUGUCUUGGUUACAAGAUGUGGAUGAUAAAUUUGACAAAUUAAAGACGUGUCUUUUAAUGAGGCAACAACAUGAAGCUGCAGCUCUAAAUGCCGUCCAGAGAUUAGAAUGGCAGCUAAAACUCCAAGAACUUGAUCCUGCCACCUAUAAAUCUAUCAGCAUUUAUGAAAUCCAGGAGUUUUAUGUUCCCCUUGUCGAUGUUAAUGAUGACUUUGAGUUGACUCCUAUAUAGAGGUCAUUACUUCAGUGUGUCCUCUUAAACUGAUGAGGCUCAAGAGUGUUAUACUGUGGAAUACUGUCUUGUGACAAAAUCAUUGUUAUUAUGCCUUUAAAAUUGUUAGUAAAUUUCAACUGAAGUUGGUAAUGUAGUAAACACUGUUGUUUUAUAAGAAAUGGAAGGAAUUAUUUUGGAUCCUAGAUCCAAAGAGUUUCUAACUGAAACGAUUAUUUAUAUUGAUGAGAAGUAACCAUUCCUUUAGAGCAGUGUUUCUCAACCAGGAGCCACUAUACACAGACUCCCUGUGAGCCUCCAGGAUAGUCCAGUUCAGCACAGGCAAAAAAAAAGUGUAAAUGGGAACACAAGACUAGAGGGCCAGAGGAAGGAAAGAGGUCAGAAGGGGCGCCCCCGACGGAGGCUGAGAAACACUGCUUUAGAACAUGUUGCCAGACUGUGGGAGAGAUUUAGAAAGUUGAGAAUUGACUAACAGCGCUGGAAGCUGUUGCAUUCCAACUAACAAGAUAACCACUAGUAUUCAGCUCUCCAAGCUUUACUAAAAUACAUCCAUAAACUAAAAGAUCCAGUUCCUACCAAAUAGUUUCUAAUAUAGAAAAAACUUGGCACAAAAUUUCUUCAGUUUGUUAUCUGUAAAUUGAUUGUACAGUUUUCUUUUCAGAGUUUUAAUACUCUUCCUUUUUAAUAACUUAUUUUAUACAUAUUGUGCAGAUGUAAAUCUUGUAAUUAAUGGUCAGAUGUACACAAAGGGAUUGAUUGGUAGUCAAAACAUGUACAAAGAAAUAAUUAUAAAACUGUUUGUCUAUGUUUUAUUGGACCAAAGUUGUAAUUUGUAUGGAGUGUCGUAUUAGUGUGUUCUGGAAACAAAACUUUUAAAUAAGGCAUGCAUGUGUUUGAGUUAGCUUGUUUUCAUCACCAUAUCUGUAAAGACUGUGAGUUGUAUUGCAUGCGCCCUAUAAUUUAAUUCUCUUCAUAACUGAUGCCGAAAGGUAGUGUAAGGUGUUUCAUACUAGUCUUGGGAUUGUUCCUGUGACUUAAAAUGUUGGACAUAUUAUUUAGAAUUAGUUAUUCAAAGAAAAGCUCUUUUCAUCUCACAAUAGAGCCUAUAUAACACCCCCCAAAAAAUGCCUUUGAAAAUUCUGAAAUUGUAAAUGUCUAUUUUAAUACUCAACUAUGAAAGAAUCUGUGAAUAUAUGUAAAUAUGUUUAAUAAAUUUUAUUGGUCAUGUUAAAUCAUUGUAAAACUUUUUUACAUUGCUUAAAUAUAAUGUUUUAAGCUUAAUUGCCUUUGCACUUUUAAAAUAAAAACUGAGUACUCAAAAGAGAUACUUGGUAGUCUAAGGAAAUUUAGGUGUAUUCUGAUCAAUGCAGAUAAAAUCUCUGCAGUAUUGAUGAAACUUUAUUAUGUUGUAUUUUUUCCUUGUAUCAAGAUGCAAAACAUAAUUUUCAAAAUUUUAUAAUUUAAGAUUUGGUGUGCUGCUCUUAAUUAUUAGCAGUCUGCCUAGGAAUAUUCCAUUUUCUCCUUAAUGUGAUAUAGAUUAAAUAUUCAGGAAUAUUUUAGAUCUGAAACUGCUGCUGAAAUUAAACAUUUUUCAAAGAAAAAUUAGGUUAGUAUGAAGUUGACCAUAAGUAUAUGGGAAAAAAAUAUUACAGAACUUUCCAAAUAUACUUUCUUAAAUUAUUGAAUUAUAAAAUACUGAAUUUUUUUAUUCAGAUAGAGAAAAGCAAAAAGAAUCACUAGGAACAAAGUGUAAUUUAAAUUUUUCUUGUAAGUUGAAAAUCCCAGGUAAUGGGAGAGAAUGUAAAAUUUGAAGUUUUAGAGUGCAAAGGUUUAUAUUAAGCUUAGGGAUUUUUGAAUUUUUACAUCAAUUUAUAUUUUAACUCAUACUGUACUUGGCAUGCGCAAUAAAGCCGCACGUGUUAAAAAUACACAGUGCAAGGAUUUUAUUAUAAAAGUUGGCUGUAGUAUUCUUUAGAAAUUUAGGUGAAAGAUUUUGGCCUUUUUUUAUUGGAUAAAAUGUGGCCAAGAAAGGCAGGGUAGAUUUUGAAGCACUGGUUUUGUUGAAGUUAAGUUUAUUAUUAAAGUUGGGGACAUUAAAACCUGAUUUAUAAAAGCAAUACUUUUAAUAUGAAAAACAAUGCAAAUUUUAUUUGUACUUUUGCCUGAAUAUAUAAAGGUUAUUGAGCCUUGAAGGUACAGAAAAUAUGAGAAGGGUAAGUUUAUAGCAUUUUGUUCUGAUGAUCCAACCAGAAAAGGGGUGGCAGGGGAGAGGGCAGUCAAUGUUUGGCCAAACAUAACAAGUUUGGAAGAGGAAAAGCAAGCAAGCUAGAAUCUGGAAUAUUACAGUGUGUCAUACCAGUUUAUUAACCCCAGUCCACAACCUCUUUAGUGGUACCUCAAGGAACUGGAGUCUGUCACGAUUCUGCUUUCCUUUAUAAAGUGGCUCAAAGCUGAUUAGAUAGCUUAA